Messenger RNA from Arabidopsis lyrata subsp. lyrata, 3756 nucleotides. Its product is annotated as probable serine/threonine protein kinase IRE4. The record is from RefSeq and is a predicted model, not a curated record. The coding region runs from base 279 to 3485 and encodes 1068 amino acids. Gene Ontology annotation, biological process: peptidyl-serine phosphorylation; intracellular signal transduction. Lineage: Eukaryota; Viridiplantae; Streptophyta; Magnoliopsida; Brassicales; Brassicaceae. The transcript is spliced from 17 exons. Gene Ontology annotation, molecular function: protein serine/threonine kinase activity; ATP binding.
GUCACGGCCGCGAGUCGUUGAAGCCUAAAAACCAACCAACCCCAUUGAGCACUUAAGCUCUUACCAAAACCAUGAAUCCUUCUUCUUCUUCUCAUCAUCAUCAUCGUCGUCCUCUUCCUCAUCGCCGACCUCACUCUGGAUUCCGAUUCUCUUAUCUCCGUCCCUAGUUUCACCUUCCUCGUCGCUUCUUCCGGCGAUGAAAGCGGCUCUUCAUACCGGAGACGCCAGAGCUUGGAGGUAUUAGGGUUUUCUUUUCGGAAUUUCUCCUUGAUUUUGCUAUGGCGGAAGAGAAUCGUAAGGAUCGAGGUGUUUCUUCUACAGUUGCGAUUCCUUCUGGUUUGAACCGGAUCAAAACUCGGUUAGCUUCGUCAGGUCUUAGACCUGAAGAUUCCUCCGAUACCGUUGUAAAACCUCCGUUUAAUCGGAAUCAGAAGAUUAUUGUUCCUCGUGGAUAUGGUAGAACCACUGGCUCUUCCAAACAAGAGCGUAAAGGAACAAAGUUGUCGAGGUGGCUUGCUUCCUAUAAACCCAAGUAUUCUUGUCAUCCUCCAAAAUAUGCUUGCUCGAGUACAACGAGUAGUGAGGACAUUAAGUUAAGAGGCAAGAACUGUGGUAAAGACGAAGAGAUGAUCAUCAAGGUAUCUGAAACUAACCUUCCCUGUUCCAAGUCAAUGGGUAUAAAGAGCUUUUCCCAUGAAUUAGGGCCAAGGGGUGGUGUUCAAACUCCCUACCCUCGUCCGCACAGCUAUAACGAUCUGAAGGAACUUCUGGGCUCACUUCACUCAAGAUUUGAUGUUGCUAAAGAGACCGUGGAUAAAAAGUUGGAUGUCUUUGUCAUAGAUGUGAAAGAGGCUAUGGAGAAAAUGGAUCCACCAUGUCCUGAAGAUCGAGAAAUGGCAGAGGAGUUACUUGAUGUGGCUCGAGCCUGUAUGGAGAUGACAUCUGCUCAACUUCGUGCUACUUGUGAAUCGAUUGUCCACGACUUAACUAGGAAAAGGAAACAGUGCCAAGCAGGACUUGUGAAGUGGUUGUUCUCUCAGUUGCUUUUUAUAUUGACUCAUUGUACAAGAGUUGUGAUGUUUCAGAAGGAGACUGAGCCAAUUGAUGAGAGCUCCUUUCGCAAAUUCAAGGAAUGUUUAGAACGCAUCCCUGCUUUGGAAACAGAUUGGGGUUCUACUCCUAGAGUUGAUGAUUCUGGUUCUGGUUAUCCUAAAUACCAAAGGGAUGAAGCUGGGCAAAAGUUCAAAAGACGAGAGACAGAAUCAUUGGAGUCAGAGACAACUUUUGAUUAUGUGAUUCCAAAUGAUCAUAGCAAUAAUGCUGCUACGGAAGGUUAUGCGGUUGCUAAACAGGAAUUUCCAUCGCAGGAACCUCAAUUUGAUAGUAAAGUGGUACAACAAAGAUUUUAUUUGAGCGAUGAGUAUGAACAUAAGAUGCUAAAUGAGCCUGUAAAAGAGUUAGGCAGAUCUGAUUAUGUAAUCUGCAGGAUAUGUGAAGAGGAAGUUCCUCUCUCCCAUCUGGAACCUCACUCUUACAUAUGUGCAUACGCAGAUAAAUGUGAAAUAAAUUGUUUGGAUGUUGAUGAGCGCCUUUUGAAACUUGAGGAGAUACUGGAACAGAUAAUUGAUUCAAGAAGUUUAAAUUCCUUCACUCAAGCUGGUGGCUUGGAAAACUCUGUUCUGCGGAAAUCUGGAGUUGCAUCUGAAGGUUGUUCUCCCAAGAUAAACGAAUGGCGGAAUAAAGGUUUAGAGGGGAUGUUUGAGGAUCUGCAUGAGAUGGACACUGCCUUCAUAGACGAGUCUUACACAUAUCCUAUUAACCUUAAGAGCCAUGUAGGGGCCAAAAUAUGCCAUCAUGCCACUUCAUCAUCAACAGGUAGCAUCACGUCAGUAUCUUCAACAAAUACCCCCAGAACAAGUCACUUUGACUCCUAUUGGCUAGAACGGCAUUGUCCAGAGCAAGAGGAUCUUCAACUGAUGAUGGACCUUUCUGAUAUUGCCCGCUGUGGAGCAAGCACAGAUUUAUCGAAAGAGGGGUCCUGUGACUAUAUAAUGGCCUGCAUGCAAGACAUACAAGCUGUCUUGAAGCAGGGCAAGCUCAAAGCACUUGUAAUUGAUACUUUUGGGGGGCGGAUCGAGAAACUUCUCUGCGAGAAAUAUUUAUAUGCUCGUGAAUUGACUGCCGAUAAAAGUUCAGUGGGUAACGUUAAAGAGAGUGAAGAUGUCUUGGAGCAUGCAUCGGCUACUCCACAGUUACUGCUGAAAGAUAGGAUAAGCAUCGAUGACUUUGAGAUCAUCAAACCAAUAAGUAGAGGUGCCUUUGGUAAAGUCUUUCUUGCACGCAAAAGAACAACAGGGGACUUUUUUGCAAUAAAGGUACUCAAAAAGUUGGAUAUGAUAAGGAAAAACGAUAUCGAGCGGAUACUGCAAGAGCGAAAUAUACUAAUAACUGUCAGAUACCCCUUUUUGGUUCGAUUUUUUUAUUCAUUCACCUGCAGAGAUAAUCUCUACUUGGUAAUGGAAUAUCUUAAUGGUGGUGAUCUAUACUCUCUGCUCCAGAAAGUUGGCUGUCUUGACGAGGAAAUUGCUCGUAUAUACAUCGCGGAACUGGUUCUUGCAUUGGAGUACCUCCAUUCUCUGAAAAUUGUGCACCGUGAUCUAAAGCCUGAUAACCUGUUAAUCGCCUAUAAUGGGCACAUCAAGCUAACAGACUUUGGGCUUUCAAAGAUUGGUCUUAUAAACAACACAAUUGAUUUAUCUGGCCAUGAGUCAGAUGUAUCCCCAAGAACAGGUUCUCAUCAUUUUCAGAAGAACCAAGAAGAAGAAAGAAUUCGGCAUUCAGCUGUUGGGACGCCUGACUACUUGGCGCCAGAGAUUCUUCUUGGAACUGAACACGGUUAUGCUUCGGAUUGGUGGUCUGUUGGAAUCGUCUUGUUCGAAUUGAUAACUGGAAUUCCACCUUUUACAGCAGCCCGCCCAGAGAUAAUAUUUGACAACAUCCUCAAUGGAAAAAUGCCCUGGCCAGAUGUGCCUGGUGAAAUGUCAUAUGAAGCUCAGGAUUUGAUUAACAGGCUUCUUGUCCAUGAGCCGGAAAAGCGACUGGGGGCAAAUGGGGCUGCAGAGGUAAAGUCACAUCCCUUCUUUCAAGGAGUUGACUGGGACAAUCUUGCUUUGCAAAAGGCUGCUUUUGUACCGCAGCCUGAGAGUAUAGCUGACACAAGCUAUUUCGUAUCACGAUUCUGUGAAAACAGUGCCAGCGAUAGUGAAACUGACAACAACAGCGGGUCAUUUCCAGAUUCAGGAGACGAGUUGGAUGAAUGCACCAACCUGGAGAAGUUUGAUUCUCCACCUUAUUAUCUCUCGCUCAUUAACUUUUCUUUCAAGAAUUUGUCACAAUUGGCUUCAAUCAAUCAUGAUGUGCUAUUGCAAAAGGAUCCAGCUAAAGGAGGAGGAGGAGACUCACCCUUUAAAAGCCAUGGAACGUAGAGCUCUGCUACAACCGUCAAAGGUGGUCUUAGUCCGCUGUUUGGUCUGGUUUGCGCCUGCUUUGACCGUUGUAGCUGCUGCUGCUACUAUGCUGAAAUUGUUACCUUAAGUUUUUGGGUAAGUUUUUCAGUUUUGUCAUAAAUUCAUUUGGAACCAUUUCAAAUGCAAAUCCAAAUAUUUAUUGCGUGGCAACAACACACAUAUACCUGUGUAUAAAGCUUGUGUGUAUUGAGGCUGAUGGUAAUAAGAAAGAGCUUUGGUUACUGAAUUA